GCCCAUACGUCACGGGAUCACUCUCUAGGCUGGUGCCGUCCCUCCGCGUGGAUGUAUCUACCGCAUGAGCGAAGAGGAACUCGAGUGCUUCGCGCACAACUCGAUGAUCUUCUCAACAAGGGUUGGAUUCACCCUAGUUGCUCGCCAUACGGUGCACCUGUUCUCUUCGUCAGAUCUACGGUUAUGCAUCGACUAUCGGAAACUUAACGCACAAACCGUAAAGAACGCCGACCCUCUCCCUCGGAUUGAUGAUCUCCUUGAGCGGUUAGGCGGCGCGACGUACUUCUCGAAGUUGGAUUUGAAGUCAGGUUACCACCAGAUUGAAAUCCAGCCUCAAGACCGGUACAAGACCGCAUUCAAGACGCGGUACGGGCAUUUUGAGUGGGUCGUCAUGCCAUUUGGACUCACCAAUGCCCCCGGAACGUUUCAAGCAGCGAUGACGACUGAGUUUCGCGACUUGCUCGAUCGCAGCGUCCUCAUCUACCUUGAUGAUAUCUUUGUUUAUAGUAGGAUGUUGGACGAGCACAUCGUACACCUUCGCGUUGUUUUGAAUCGUUUGCGACUAGCCAAGUACAAAGCGAAUCUCGACAAGUGCGUAUUCGCCAGGCAAGAGCUUGAGUACUUGGGCCAUUUUGUCACGCCGAAAGGCAUUCGUCCCUUAGCGGACAAGAUCCAAGCCAUCGUGGAUUGGCCGGAACCCCGUUGCAUUACGGAUGUACGCUCUUUCAUGGGUUUGGCUGGAUAUUAUCAGCAAUUCGUCGAGUCAUACUCGAAAGUGGCCGCUCCUUUGUCAAGACUUCAGUCCCGAAGAUCUCAACAAAAAAAAAAGGGUGAUACGAUGGUUGACACCUUGUUGAUGGUCACUUCGACUCUUCUAGCUUCAGAGUUUCCUGAUGUUGAUCAGCAGAGUCUUUGGAUACUGGAAACUGACUCGACAAGGGAGGAUAAACUCUCCAGACAUCUGCUGAUAAAUGCGCCUGGCUUGCGAUUUGAAAAUAAUCAACAAGUGCUACCUUUUGUGUCAAAGAUUUGUCAACACAUUGAGCAACACAGAGCAAAGUUUCGAGCUUUUGAUGAACUUUUUGUUGAGACACGGAGAGGAACAAAAUUGUUCAUUGAUCUUUUGGUUUACAAGCGGAAGCAGUUGAUGAGACUGCCAUUUCCAACAAAACAGGGUCUUUCCUCACCUCUAAAGCCAACAGGUCGUUUUGGUACACCUGUGUUGACGCCGGAGGAGUCCUCUGAGGAACGCGAGUUCCUGAGACAGAUGAUUAGUAAGAAGGAGGAGGAGCAGCUACGAAGGAGGGAAUUAGAGGAUAGGAAGAAGAUGGACGAAAUGAUCAGGCAAGAAAUUGAGAGAAAUUCAGAGGCGUUGGAAGCGCGUGUAAUGUCGAAGAUUGGGCGUCAAUACUUGGCGGCAAGGGAGGAAGCAAGGAAUGAGGAGUGUCGUGCUCGUAUCCUUCGGACUCCGCGGACUGUGCCACGAGACAGGGUUCUUGAUGAUUAUGCUGAUAAAGGGUUGGAAGAUAUCGAGGAUGAGAUCGCUAAGCUUUAUGAGCUUCGCGAAAGAAAGCGGAAAGGGAAGAUGCCGCUGGAAGGAGAAGCGCGCCGGCCUUUUAGGCAGCCGGUAUUUGGGAGAGAGGGAUCAACUGAUGAUGCACCAGGGCACGUCGAAUCUUCCAGGAGGGGGGAGGGGCGUGCAAAGACAAAAAUCGCCGCAGGUAGUGGGCCAGAGGGGAUUCUUGCCUACGUGGUGGCGCAGCGACGACUCCUCACUCCGAAGACUAAGGAGCAGUUGAAGACGAUUUGUCGGCAGGAGAAUUUGACCUAUACUACUAAGGGUCCGACGAUUGAAUCUAUCAUUGAAGCCAGAGCUAAGGUGGCCUAUGAGGGCUUUGUGUUUACUCCUUCCUCGUCGCCUGCGGUAUCUCCAGAGGAGGACCGUACACCUUCCACCUGAAUGUCGCGUAUGUGCAGUUAUCGUCUUUGGUCUAACAUGGUGUGCUGUAUGACCUUGCGACAUCAG
Messenger RNA from Chara braunii, 2026 nucleotides. The record is from the annotation of a GenBank genome assembly. Lineage: Eukaryota; Viridiplantae; Streptophyta; Charophyceae; Charales; Characeae.